AUGUCUAAUGAUACCGUUACUAGUACCUAUUUUCAAUUCUAUACCAUAUUUUCGGUUUUGGGCUUUGUUUUGACCAUAUUCGGUUUUGCUGCCAAUUUAAUUCUCUCCUAUGUAUUCAUAACCGAUAAAAACUUUCACAAAGUAACUUAUUGCUUAAUAUUAAUCUGCGUUUUAUCCGAUUCUAUCUCUAAUAUAGCUUUAUUUUUCGGAUAUACUGUAAUGCUAGGAAAACUAGCGAAUUAUGAAUCAGGAACUGUGAUUUGCAAAUUAGUGCUAUUUAUUGUCUUCUCUUCCUAUGGUAUUUCAUUUAUGAACUUAGCUUUGAUUGCUGUCGAUCGCUAUUUUGCUGUUGUCCGACCAUUAGCACUAUUCUAUCGCAUUUACAAGAAACGGAUUCUUAUUACUAGUGAAUUGUCAAUAUUCUUUAUUGUAGCUGUAAUAGGGAUACUAGGAAAUUCUCAAAUAGGUGUUCGCCAAGAAGAUACUCGUUUGUGUGAUAAUCUUAAUGUUACCAAUUAUAACACUAUAAUCAUGGUGACAUCGACAGUAAUACGCUUUAUCAUUCCAUCGACGAUCAUUAUUUUCUUUUACUGGCGAAUUAUCGUUCAUCAACGUCAUUACGUUAGACCUGGACAACUUACUGCCAAUCAACAAGACGAAGAACUCAAGAAGCGUAAACAUAUACAAGCUUUACUUAGUAUUUCAGCUUUCAACGUUCUGAAUACGUGGCCCUUUUCUGUUAUUUAUCUCAUACAAGCCAUUAUACAAAAAUCAACAUAUCAAAUUCGAAAAGAGAGUCCUGUUUUCUUUUUCUUAAGUCUUUUAUCCUUGUCACUCAUUAGCAAUAUGACCGUUUUAAAUCCGUUUAUUUACUUGAAAUUUGAUAAAAAUGUUCGUGCUAGUGUUCAUAGAAUCUUUAAAAGGGCUCGAUCUCUAACUUACUCUGAACUGCGAUGUCCAAGUCAAGUCUAUUUUGGCAAUGAAACAAUUAAGAGCCAUUGCACUAGGAAUGUUAUCGCAAUGUUAGAGAAGUUAUGCAUAUUCAUGUCAAUGUUAGCGUAUAUAAAUGAGGCGCUUUUACUAUCUGGAGGAGUCGAAAAGAAAGGAAAUUUAUCUGUUGUUGUUGGCUCAGCAGAAAUUUUGCAAGCUUCCGUAAAUUCGAAAAGAUCAAACUGA
Molecule: messenger RNA, 1176 nt
Organism: Trichoplax adhaerens
Lineage: Eukaryota; Metazoa; Placozoa; Uniplacotomia; Trichoplacea; Trichoplacidae
Exons: 4
Coding region: 1-1176 (391 amino acids)
Biological process (GO): G protein-coupled receptor signaling pathway
Cellular component (GO): membrane
Molecular function (GO): G protein-coupled receptor activity
Source: RefSeq, a predicted model, not a curated record